Messenger RNA from Limanda limanda (common dab), 1107 nucleotides. It is a transcript of the gene ccr9b, whose product is annotated as chemokine (C-C motif) receptor 9b. Bases 1 to 1107 code for a protein of 368 amino acids. Gene Ontology annotation, molecular function: chemokine receptor activity. Gene Ontology annotation, cellular component: membrane. Gene Ontology annotation, biological process: G protein-coupled receptor signaling pathway; immune response; chemotaxis. Lineage: Eukaryota; Metazoa; Chordata; Actinopteri; Pleuronectiformes; Pleuronectidae. The record is from RefSeq and is a predicted model, not a curated record. The transcript is spliced from 2 exons.
AUGGAUGAGCCACUGACGACUCUUAUGACCACGGUCGCUGAUUAUUAUUUUACUGAAACUGGCACCACUGAAGACACAGACUAUGGUUCAGGGCCGACUGAACCCUCAGGCAUGUGCAACAGAGGGUGGGUCCGGGACUUUCGUGGCCGGUACGAACCCCCUCUCUUCGGGAUCAUCUUCAUCCUCGGUGCCUUGGGUAACCUGAUGGUCGUGUGGAUCUACUCCACCGUGCGCAACCGUCUGAAAACCAUGACCGACGUGUACCUGCUGAACCUGGCUGUGGCCGACCUGCUCUUCCUGUGCAUGCUGCCCUUCUGGGCCGUGGACGCCGCCAGGGGCUGGGAGUUCGGCGACGGUUUUUGCAAACUGGUGUCCAGCGUCUACAAGAUCAACUUAUUCAGCAGCAUGUUCCUGCUCACCUGCAUCAGCGUGGACCGCUACAUCGCUAUCGUACAGGUCACCAAGGCCCAGAACCUGAAGAAGAAGAGGCUCUUCUACAGUAAGCUCACCUGCUUGGCUGUCUGGUUCGUCUCCGCUCUCCUGGCCCUCCCGGAGUUCAUAUUUGCUCAGGUGAAGACGGAGCCAGGCGGCAAGUCCUUCUGCCGUCAGAGCUACUGGAACAACACAGACAACCAGACUAAGAUCCUGGUGCUGUCCCUGCAGAUCUGCAUGGGCUUCUGCGUCCCUCUUCUAGUGAUGGUGUUCUGUUACUCCGUCAUCAUACGCACGCUCCUGCAGGCCAAGAGCUUCGAGAAGCACAAGGCCCUGCGCGUCAUCUUCGUUGUGGUGCUUGUGUUCAUCCUCUCCCAGCUGCCGUACAACAGCCUGCUCAUAGUGGAGGCCAGGCAGGCGGCUAACACCACCGACAAUUGCGAAAUGCUCAUUCGUUUAGACGUGGCAGGGCAAGUUGCCAAGAGCCUGGCCUACACGCACGCCUGCCUCAACCCGUUCCUGUACGUCUUCGUUGGAGUCCGCUUCAGACAAGACCUCCUGAGGAUGGUGAAGAUGUGUGCCGGUGGUCUGAGAACAGGAGGGUGGAGUAAAGCAGUUCCCAAACGUCCCUCUGUCAUGUCCGACACUGACACUACCCCGGCUCUGUCCAUAUAG